Molecule: messenger RNA, 1656 nt
Organism: Coregonus clupeaformis (lake whitefish)
Lineage: Eukaryota; Metazoa; Chordata; Actinopteri; Salmoniformes; Salmonidae
Product: thrombomodulin
Exons: 1
Coding region: 365-1489 (374 amino acids)
Biological process (GO): cell migration
Cellular component (GO): external side of plasma membrane; extracellular matrix; membrane
Molecular function (GO): calcium ion binding; extracellular matrix binding; transmembrane signaling receptor activity
Source: RefSeq, a predicted model, not a curated record
AAGUGAAAUAUUAGAACAUAUGACUUUUGUAGUAAAUACUGUCCAUGCAGGGUUUAUUCAUUCCAAAAUGCAGGUGGUUAAACUUUCACUUGUGGUUGUGGGAAACAGUUAAUAUUUUAAAACUAAAGUCACAUGUAUAAUCGGAUAUCUAUGCCAUAAAGGUGACAGGCUAAGACCGCAUAACUCUAGAACAAAAUAUCGCAGUUUCCAUUUCCUUCCUUCCUCAAAUCUUUUAUGUCCCGAGGGUUUUUUCCUUUCAUGGUUUCCUCAACAUUCUGAACGGAUUGUGUUCCCCACGAAUCCUCCUGUGAUUUUCACUGUCAAGAUAAGUCAGUUAAAGUUAUAGUCUAAUUUAUUCGUGAUCAUGGCAAGGAGAACGAAUCCUUUUGUUGGUUUGAUAACCGUAAUUAUUAUAAUUAUGUUAAUGCUAAAGGUAGGAGGGGAAAGCAUUGACUCCUCUACCUGCGUGUGCAAGGGGGACAUUUGCCACGCUGUAACCCUCGGUGCUGUCGAUUUCCAGACAUCGGAACAAAUGUGUCAAAAGAUGAAAGGAGAAUUAAUGACGGUUCGAUCUGCAGCAUCAGCCGAAAUAAUUGGAGAUUUGCUUGUACGGGUAACCGGAUACUUCUGGAUCGGAUUGCGCCUACCAGAUGACCAAUGCAGCAACAUCGAAUCGAAAUUGAGAGGAUACCAGUGGACAACUGGAUUUCAAAUCGCAGAUUUCAGCAACUGGAAAGACAACGUAAAUGUCUGCGCUCCACGGUGUGUGUCCGUUUCUACCGAUCGAAUGUGGACAGAACGACCUUGCCAGGAAAAAGUGGAUGGAUUUUUGUGUCAGAAUGUUCAUAAAAGCACGUGCCAAACACCGCAUAUGGAGGCUCAAGAGUUUUCUCAUCAAGGAGAUGUCAUCUAUAGUAAUGAAGGAUGCGCUGGGGCUCCUUGCGAACAUACAUGCACGGAUGUGCCAGGGGGCUACAAAUGCUCUUGUUUUGAAAGAUAUAUUCCAAGGAGCGAAAACCCCAAUAUGUGUAAAAUGCACUGUUCUUCGGCCAACUGCCCAGUAAUAUGCGACAGAAACAGCGCUGGGACACAAUGUAAUUGUCCUGGUGGCUUCCUAAAGAGUGAUGAUUCUUGCCAAGAUAUUGACGAAUGCGAGAAUGGAUAUUGUGAUCAACUUUGUGAUAACAUGUUUGGAAGUUUUGUUUGCUCAUGCAGAGCUGGAUUUUCCCUUCAAAAUGUGGUUAAAUGUGUCAAAACAGAUGGACAUGAAAUGGUUCCCUUAACAACCCCUGUCUACAGUGACUUCUUAACGCCAGGUUUUAACUUCACAAGUAAUGUAUCAUCAGCAACAACGGGGAUAUUUCUUUGGGUGUGGAUUUUCAUUGCAGCGGCGGUCAUAGUACUGAUACUUGUUGUUCGGUAUUGUGUUUCUAAGCGUCAUGAGCAGAACGUUGACAGCCAACAGAGAUGUAAUGAUGAGGUGCUAUAGAUUACAUUGACUGCCACAUUAAGGAAUGAGCAAAAGCUAUUCAAGUUGGGGAGGGUAUUUUAAGGCUACUGUUGUUCAAUAUUACUUCUAUAGCCUGUAGCUCAGUUGGUAGAGCACGGUGCUUGCAACGCCAGGGUUGUGGGUUCGUUUCCCACGGGGGGCCAGUA